This is a messenger RNA of Solanum tuberosum (potato), 2256 nucleotides long. RefSeq lists its product as uncharacterized. The record is from RefSeq and is a predicted model, not a curated record. Gene Ontology annotation, molecular function: nucleic acid binding; RNA-DNA hybrid ribonuclease activity. Bases 1 to 2256 code for a protein of 751 amino acids. The transcript has 3 exons. NCBI's taxonomy places the organism in Eukaryota, Viridiplantae, Streptophyta, Magnoliopsida, Solanales, Solanaceae.
AUGGUAAGGGCCUUUUUCAGUGGUUUUGAGCUACCAAGAUACAUAACACACACAAACCUGAUCCUAAUUCCAAAGAAGGAGGUGGUGGAGAAUUAUGGAGAUUUAAGACCAAUCAGUUUGAGCACUUUUGCCAAUAAGAUCAUCUCAAGAUUGAUACAUGAGAGAAUCUCAAAAGUGCUACCAAGGAUUAUAUCAGUGAAUCAGUCGGGGUUUGUUAAAGGGAGGAGCAUAACUGAAAAUGUUCUCCUAGCUCAAGAGAUCAUAAGAGAUAUUAACAAGAGAAACAAACUACAUAAUGUGGUUGUGAAACUUGAUAUGGCAAAGGCCUAUGACAGAGUCUCUUGGAAGUAUCUUGUUCAAGUCAUUGGAAAAUUUGGCUUCUCAGAAAGAGUGAUUGACAUGAUAGUAAAGUUGAUUAGUAACAACCGGUAUUCGAUACUCAUGAAUGGGAAGUCUUAUGGUUUCUUCCAAUCAUCAAGAGGGCUGAAACAAGAAGACCCACUCUCACCUACUUUGUUUAUUAUUGUAGCUGAAGUUUUGGCAAGAAACUUAAAUGGUUUAUUUGAAGAAGCUGAAUUUGAAGGUUUUGGGCUUCCAAAAUGGAGCCCCCAAAUUAACCAUUUAUCUUAUGCAGAUGAUACUAUACUUUUUUGUUCAGGACAACCUAAAUCAAUGAGGAUGAUGAUGCAAGUACUAACAAGAUAUGAGGGUGUCUCUGGUCAACUGAUAAACAUUAGCAAGAGUGUGUUUUAUCUACAUGAAAAGGUGCCAAUAGGGGUAUGCAAUAAAAUAAGAAGGAUUACAGGGGUCAAACAAGGUAAAUUUCCAUUCAUUUACCUAGGAUUUCCUAUAUUCUAUGGCAGGAAGAAUAAAUGUCACUUUGAAGAGUUGAUCAGAAAAGUAGCAAAAAGAAUGGCCCUGUGGCAGAAUAGGUUUCUUGCAUUUGGUGGAAGGACUUCAACAUCCUCACUAUGGAGUAGCUACAUAUGGAACAAGUAUUGCAAGAAAUAUCAUCCAAUUAUAGCUACAGGAUGGGGUUCAUCACAUGUGUGGAGGAAAAUGAUUGUGGGGCAAUUUAUUAUACUGAAAGUGGAAGUUAGGGAAGAAGAAAUUGAAGUAAAAGACUUUGUCAUAGAGGGAAGAUGGGAUGAAGAAAAACUAGUUGAAUACCUGUCUACAGAAAUGGUGGAGUAUGCUAAGGAUAACAUAAUUCCUCCUAAUAGGGAGGAUCAAAAUGAUAAAGCUUGGUGGAUGGGAAGUACACAGGGAGACUUUACUGUAAAAUCAGCUUGGCAGAUAGUGAGGAAAAAGAAGGAGAUCACAACUGAUUUUGAUUUUAUAUGGAAUAAGGGUUUGCCAUUUAAGGUGAAUUUUUUCCUAUGGAGGUUAUGGAAGAGGAGGGUCCCAACUGAUGACAAUCUAAAGAGAAUGAAACUUCAACUAGUAUCAAGAUGUUGGUGCUGUGAGAAGAAAAAAGAGGAAACAAUGACACAUUUAUUCCUAACAGCCUCCAUAGCCAAUAGACUAUGGAAGCAGUUUGCUGGUUUUGCAGGUAUACACAUGGAUGGGAUGCAUUUGGAACAAUUGAUUAUUGCAUGGUGGACACAAAAAACCUCACCACAAUUGCAAGGAGUUAUGAGGGCUAUGCCAGCUAUAAUCAUGUGGACUUUAUGGAAGGGGAGAAAUAAUCUGAAACAUGGAGGGAGCUUAACCUUCAAUGGGGUGGUGAUGCAAGUGCAAGAUAUGGUUAAAAAGCUAGUGAAAAGGUUAUACCCUUGGAUAUAUUUGGAGUCAACCCAAUGGUCAUAUAUAACCAGAAGACUGAGGAGGUACAAGCCAACGCUACACUAUCAUAGUGUGGUAUGGAGACCCCCUGACUUGCAAAAGCUGAAAUGCAAUGUAGAUGGAGCUUCAAAAGGUAAUCCAGGACCAAGUUCAUAUGGAUUCUGCCAAAGGAAUUCACAAGGGGAUCUGAUUUAUGCAAGAGCUGCAGGAGUAGGUAAUACCACUAAUUUUGAGGCAGAAUCAUUAGCAAUUUAUGAAUCAUUCGAGUAUUGUUGGGAAAAGCAGUUAAGAGAGGUCAUAAUAGAAACAGACUCAUUGACUCUAGUGAAGAUGAUAAGGGGACAAUGGAAAAUACCAUGGGAAUUGGUGGAAAGAGAGGAAAGGAUCAGGAAAAGGUUACAAGGACUAAAUGCUACUAUUAUCCAUACAUUUAGAGGAGCUAACGGUGUGCCAGAUCUACUGGCAAAAUAG